This is a messenger RNA of Rattus norvegicus (Norway rat), 4344 nucleotides long. RefSeq names its product antizyme inhibitor 1 (gene Azin1). The record is from RefSeq and is marked reviewed. Gene Ontology annotation, biological process: polyamine biosynthetic process. Bases 783 to 2129 code for a protein of 448 amino acids. Lineage: Eukaryota; Metazoa; Chordata; Mammalia; Rodentia; Muridae. The transcript has 13 exons. Gene Ontology annotation, cellular component: nucleus. Gene Ontology annotation, molecular function: ornithine decarboxylase activator activity; catalytic activity.
AAUAUAAAUACUGGCGUCUCCGGCGCCGCCUUCCCACACUCUCUGGCUCAACUCUCGGCCGCGGUGUUUCCGUUUCUCUCCCUGGUUGUCGCCUGCUCUGCUCUUCUCAUCCUUCUCGCUCUGCUGCUCUGCGGAGUGACGAGGCUGAAUCUUCUCCCCACCCAGUUCGCGCUUUUCUUCUUUUUCUCGCGCCGCUCCAUUUCUCCAGUCCGGCUGCCGCCGCCACUGCUGCUCAGCUGGUGUCGGUGCCGCGCGUUUCCCCCACGUCGUCCCCGCAGCCUAUGGCCCAGGCCGCCUUGGGUAUUUCUGCUCAAGGUAACCACAUCCCUCUUUAAAAAUUCCGCCGAAAAAGAGAAGACGCUUUACCCGACUCUUUGGGCCGUUAUCUCACGGCGAACUUUCUGACCGAGUAUACAACUACCCAGAAGGCCUAGGAGAAGUGCUGUAUAGAGAGCAGUUCGAUUUUAACGCUGAGCCACCUUGGGAACCUAGCUGAUGAUAGGGGGGUUCCAUCUCCUAACUUGUCCAUGGAGGUCUUCACUUCAGAAACCCAAGACUCACAUUCAUCCAGCUUGGUGUCAAGUGGGCUGUUGCUGCCAGGAUUAUCUUGUGAUUAUAUGAAAGAUGUAUCAGUUUCUUCUGAAGUGCAGUCAACUGUAGAAGCCUUUGUAGCAGGUGUGUAACAAGUUUGUUGCAUAUUCUAAGGACCCAGACAUAGGCUUGGUGGCCCGUCUCUUGUUUUUCCUGGUUUAUGACUUUCGGCUUUGUGGAAUACGGCUGAGAUGAAAGGAUUUAUUGACGAUGCAAACUACUCCGUUGGCCUGUUGGAUGAAGGAACAAACCUUGGAAAUGUUAUUGAUAACUAUGUUUAUGAACAUACCCUGACAGGAAAAAAUGCAUUUUUUGUGGGGGAUCUUGGGAAGAUCGUGAAGAAGCACAGUCAGUGGCAGAACGUGGUGGCUCAGAUAAAGCCAUUUUACAUGGUGAAGUGCAACUCCACUCCAGCCGUACUGGAGAUCUUGGCAGCUCUUGGAACUGGAUUUGCUUGUUCCAGCAAAAAUGAAAUGGCUUUAGUGCAAGAAUUAGGCGUAUCUCCAGAAAACAUCAUUUAUACAAGUCCUUGUAAGCAAGCAUCUCAGAUAAAGUACGCAGCAAAAGUUGGAGUAAAUAUUAUGACAUGUGACAAUGAAGUUGAAUUAAAGAAAAUUGCGAGGAAUCACCCAAAUGCCAAGGUCUUACUACAUAUUGCAACAGAAGAUAAUAUUGGAGGUGAAGAUGGUAAUAUGAAGUUUGGCACUACACUGAAGAACUGUAGGCAUCUUUUGGAAUGUGCCAAGGAACUUGAUGUCCAAAUAAUUGGGGUUAAAUUUCAUAUUUCAAGUGCUUGCAAAGAAUAUCAAGUCUAUGUCCAUGCCCUGUCUGAUGCUCGAUGUGUGUUUGACAUGGCUGGGGAGUUUGGCUUUACAAUGAACAUGUUAGACAUCGGUGGAGGCUUCACAGGAACUGAAAUUCAGUUGGAAGAGGUUAAUCAUGUUAUCAGUCCUCUGUUGGAUAUUUACUUCCCUGAAGGAUCUGGCAUUCAGAUCAUUUCCGAACCUGGAAGCUACUAUGUAUCUUCUGCAUUUACGCUUGCAGUCAAUAUUAUUGCUAAGAAAGUUGUUGAAAAUGAUAAAUUAUCCUCUGGAGUAGAAAAAAAUGGGAGUGACGAGCCAGCCUUCGUGUACUACAUGAAUGACGGUGUUUAUGGUUCUUUUGCAAGUAAGCUUUCUGAGGACUUAAAUACUGUUCCAGAGGUUCACAAGAAAUACAAGGAAGAUGAGCCUCUGUUUACAAGCAGCCUUUGGGGUCCAUCCUGUGACGAGCUUGAUCAAAUUGUGGAAAGUUGUCUUCUUCCUGAGCUGAGCGUGGGAGAUUGGCUUAUCUUUGAUAACAUGGGAGCAGAUUCUUUGCACGGACCGUCUGCUUUUAGUGACACUCAGAGGCCAGCUAUUUAUUUCAUGAUGUCACUCAGUGAUUGGUAUGAGAUGCAAGAUGCUGGAAUUACUUCAGAUGCAAUGAUGAAAAACUUCUUCUUUGCACCCUCUUGCAUUCAGCUGAGCCAAGAAGACAACUUCUCCACUGAAGCUUAAACAGGCAUUAACGCUUCUUUAGAUCUGAAGUCGCAGGUUAAGCUUGUCUGGUCUACAUUCCAGUGUGGGGAAAAAUUCAAUCAAUCUUUAUUCUGUUAAUUUUCUUGGAAACAAAUUCAUAGUAAUAGCUGUUUGGGACCAGACAAAAUCAGCUUUCAUCUAUAAUUCAUUGGGGGUAAUAGGGGAUUUAUUUAGAUAAUGUAUCCAGAUUUAAACAUACCAGUUUGACCCACCCCUUAAGCGUUUAAAAUAAAAUAUGCAACAAAAUGGAUGACUUAGUGGAGAUGGAAGCCCAUUAAUUGGGUUCCCCAUCAAAUCGUUUACAUACAAGUACACAGUUUUUAUAAUAAGGAUUCCUGUUAAAAGUCUUGUAAAGUUGAUGUCUUUCACCCAGAUCUAUCACAUGUGAGUGGAAGACCAGUGUGACUUCAUUAGAUACGUUUAGUGUAUUUAGAGUGUGUAAAUUUGUGCUUUGGACUGUAGUUUAAUAAAUGUAAAAUUGCAUCAUAGUAUUUGUUGUAUUUGACCUAAUGUAACCUUGUAUGAUUGCAAUAAAACUUUGUGUAGAUUUUACCAUUUUUUCAGGCUAAAAAUUUGGGAAUGGGGCUAGCUAGCAAAGGUAGUUUUGAACUAGUUGUGUGUAUGGUCUGUUUUGAGAGUUUUCUUUAUAGUCCAUUUGUUUGGUUUGGCUCAAUAUACUUUUUAGUUAUUUAAUUAGUAAUUUAAGUAAAAAGUGUUUGGUAAUCAUUGUGAAGUUCAGAUUCAUUAUGGAGAGUCGAUGUGCAGUAAGCAUGAUGUUUAACAAUUUUAACACCAGAAAAUGUUAAUCUUGCAUAAACCAAUUGUAAUAAUAAUAGGUGUUUCUGUAUAGAUAGGAUGCAUAGAGUACCUUAGUAAAUCUUUGAAUCACAAAUCUUUUGGCUGAUAGAAAAGAUUUUAUUAAACACUGAAAACUUGGUCGGGGAUGGGGAGAGAGACUGCAGAAGACUGCAGAACCCUAACCUUAAAGAAGGGCUAUGUCUAUUUCCAGCAUCCUGAUGCCCCUUCGCACAGACAUUUAAAUCGAGAGGGCUUUGGGGUGGUGAAGCACACUCUUCAAUUUCUCACUUGUAAUGGUAUCAAAUUGCAAUUUUUUUGUUGUUGCUGAUCUUGGUUUGAACCUAGUCCCUUAGUUUCUUGUUAAUUCCCAUUUGUUCAAGCUUAGUAAUUCUUCCUUCGUACUAAAGCUUGGUGGGGGGUGGGGGGAGGAGUUAGCUUCACUAACCUGACACUGUUGCCAGGAAUUUUGGCUUUGUUCACUGCUAGUGUGUUAGUCCUAAGUCUCAGAAUCACAGAAGUAAUGAGACAACUUACAGGGGUCACUUUUCCUACCUUACUCUAUGUUCACAAGUGGAAUUCCUGACCUCCAAGAGGAAAUGUGACUUCACUUUGGUGCCAAUGGACAGGAAAUUCUACCUGUGCUACAUAGGAGAAGUGUGGGAUACACUUGAAUAGCUGGAUUUUACACCUUGAUUUCAAGGUGGAAAGAAAUUGAUCAUGAAUCUCUAAUUUCAAAUCAAACCAGUAGGUGCUUAAUAUUUUUGAUUUGAAUAUUGCCCACUUGAAUAUCAUGGGUUCUAUUAAUUAUAAGAACAACUAAGGACCCCAGUCCACUGUCAUCUAGUUGCCCUUGGACUUUUUUCCAAGGUAUACUAUGGGGUUUAUGCAAAAUUUGAAGCUACCAUAUGCAUUGUUGUGGUCCAGGAAUGCCAAAACUUAAAGCGUGGUACAACCUGAGUCCUUGGCCUGACUGUACAGGCGUGGUCUCUGUGGCAUCAGUUUUGCCUUCUGCAUAGGAGAAAGGUUGUAUGUAACACAGCCCGGAAUUGCUAUCUCACAUGUGAAUGAUAGGUAAACAUAAGAAUGUCUGUAUUGUUUUUGAAGACUGUUUGCCAUAAAUCUAAAGUCAAACCUAUGUAUUUCAAUUUGGUAUGCUUAAGAAUAAUUAAUGUAAAAUCUUUUUAUAUGAUAUUGUAAUCUCAGUUCAAAUUUAAUUGCAAAUAUAAAACCCAAAUGAUUUCUAUAUAUAGUAAAUUGAACUGUCAAGGUAACUUGUGUGUGAUUCUGAAUACACAGAUACAAUGUUUUUAUUCCUCAUGCUUUACUUUGAUGGCUUCUAUCAUGAAAUAGAUGUGAAAUUUUAUGAAUUAAUUCUGUGUAUACUGCCCACAUUCUU